Panicum virgatum (switchgrass) is the source of this 3585-nucleotide messenger RNA. Its product is annotated as putative disease resistance protein RGA3. The transcript is spliced from 2 exons. Gene Ontology annotation, biological process: defense response to other organism. Bases 389 to 3070 code for a protein of 893 amino acids. Lineage: Eukaryota; Viridiplantae; Streptophyta; Magnoliopsida; Poales; Poaceae. The record is from RefSeq and is a predicted model, not a curated record.
AACUAAACAUGUGUACUGCUCUCAAUUUGAGCUAUUGGGAAAAAUGACCGAUGACUAUUAUUCAUUUUGCAAGUAGCGAGGAAGCUUCCUCUUGUGUCGUGGCACCUAAAUGUGAUGACCUGUGCCUGUUUCCCAUGACCAAUCAGAGAGUUCGGAAUGGAUCCAAACAUCCCGUGGACGGUAGUAGUGCCCCUGGGAUGAAGACCGCUGACUUGUCACUUCAAUUUGCGAUUGAAAGGAAGCCUCCUCUUUUGAAUGUGCCUCGACACCUUAUCUAGUUAUCUUGCCAUCCGCACCUGCUAUUGCAUAAAACAGCCCACAACGACUUGAAGCUAUCUAUCCUUAUAGCUUGUUCAAGUCUGCUAGCUACCACCUCCGAGGGCUUCCAAUGGAUCCGGUGAGUAUUGCUGCGAUAGGGUGGGGCAUCUUGACUGCAGGUUGGCUUGUCUCUCCAAUCAUCUCCAAGCUCCUCAACAAAAGUUUGUCCUGCCUCGGCUCUCGCUCAUCAGAUAGGCUCAAGAAACUGGACAGCAAACUUUUGCGGUUGAAGCAUAUGGCUGAAAAAGUUGAGGCAAGUAGUAGUAGUCCUCAAUUCGCAAAACUAGAUAAUUGGACCAAGAAGCUCAAGUCUGCUUUUUAUGAUGUCGAAGAUAUUCUUGACGCCAUUGAUUAUCACCAUCUCAAAACUCGAGCUGUUCAUCGAUCUGCCAAACCAACAAAGCAGGCUUUCAAUGUUGAACCUUCCUCCAGACAGGAGUUGUCCAGCGCAAUAAAAAAGUUAGACGACCUAAUUACUGAGGGAUUGGAACUUCUUUCAUGGGAGAAGUCGCCAGCCAACAGUUUCGAAAUGACAAAUAGACCUACUAUAUACAAGACAGCUCCAACACCCCCACCUGCUGUGUUUGGCCGAGAUAACGAUGUCCAAAAAAUAAGAGGAAUGCUUCAUGAUACACCUGCCGCUGGUGAACCAGGGCCAACAGUAGUUGCUAUCCAUGUGGGGAAAGAAUUGAAAGAACACAAAAUUGUGGGGAAAGCAAUUGCUCAAAAGCUAAGAGGAUCACCUAUGGCAGCAAGACUGGUUGCAAUACAGCUAAGGGGAAAUCUAGAUAUUGAUCAUUGGAGAAGGACCCUGAACCGUGACUUGUUAAACGGUACUAUGGGAGCUAUAUGGUGGAGCUACCAACAACUUGAGGAGCAUGUCAGACAAUGUUUCAGAUAUUGUAUAAUGUUUCCCAGAAGAUAUCAGUUGAAGCGAGAAGAGCUUGUUCGCCUGUGGAUGGCAGAAGGGUUUUUGGAGACCGCCAGUGGAGCAGAUAAUGAUAUGGAAAUUAUUGGUCAUGACUGCUUUGAUGUUUUAUUGUCAUGCUCAUUUAUUCAACCAAAAGAACACAGUAGUUACAUGAGAUACUUCACAAUUCAUGAUCUGUUCCAUGACUUGUUGGAAGAUUGGAGGCCAGAUAUUAAUGUGAGUAGACAUGCUGGAAGUGACUAUUAUAGAAUAGAGGAGGGAAUUGUGAGUGAAAUUCCUGAACACAAUCAAGUUCGACAUCUCUUUAUUGAGUCCUACAAUGAAACUGUGUUGAAAGAGCAGAUUUUGAAGCUGGAGAACUUGCGAACUAUAUUUAUGUCUGCUAUGACUGAAAAAGAUUUGGAACUUGUGUUCAAGACUUUAAGGAAGCUGCGGGUGGUUCAUGUGUAUUAUAAAAAACAUAAAGGCAGCAAAAAGAUCCCAAAAUUUGGUGAUCUGAAACAUCUGCGCUAUCUUAGUCUUGGUCCCUAUGAUGAUGAUGAUGAUGGUGAUGUGACUCUGACUCUGCCAUACGAAUUUACCAAGCUUUACCAUUUGCAGAUAUUUUAUUGCACAUCUUCUUGGGUUCUUCAUCCGUCCUCCCGUGAGGAAAUGUGCAACCUUGUCAAUUUGCGUUACAUGUCCUUCCCUGAUGAGGAAAUGGGCAACCUUUUCGACAUACCUAACAUUGGGAGGUUGACUUUGCUCCGAACUCUGGAUACUUUCUCAGUUUGGAAAGCAAGUGGUUAUGAAAUACAACAGCUGGAGCACCUGGACAGCCUUCGUGACACCCUGAAAAUCGAGGGACUCCAAAAUGUUAGAAGCAAGGACGAAGCUCGACAGGCAAAACUAGCUAAAAAGGUACAUCUCGAUGGACUGAUACUGCAAUGGGAAAGUGAUAAUGAUAGCCCACCAGAGGAAAACAAGGAUGUCCGAAAGUCAAAGAAACGCCGUACGAUCAGCUGUUUGGGAGAUGGGCCGUCAAGAUCCAUCAACCAGAGUCCAGAUUCACAGAAGGAAGUCCUAGAGGAACUCUGCCCACCAUCCCAAAUAUCUCAGUUGACAAUCAAUAAAUACGAUGGAUCGUCGUAUCCAAGUUGGUUAUCGGGGGGCAAAUUACAGAACCUGCAAAUUCUCGAGUUCUUUAGAUGCAGUGCAUCUGGUCCUCCCAGUAAGAUUUGUACAUUGAAUAAUCUUAAAUUGCUUAUAAUUACGACCUGCAGUUGGAGCUCGUUGCCAGAGAACAUGGAGUGCCUAGCAUCGCUAGAGACAUUGGAGAUACGCUUUUGUGAAGAUAUGCUGUUACUACCAAGAUUACCUAUGUCCCUGAAGGAACUCGAAAUUUGUCAGUGGAAGGGAACAGACCCUUGCCCCGAGAUUUGGGAAUCCUUGGUUAAUUUGUGCAAGCUUAGACUUGAUUACGUUAGCUGGACCUCUUUACCUGAGAACAUGGAGCUGCUAACAUCCCUGAAGGAAUUGAGUAUCAGCAACUGCCUAAAUAUUCUGUCACUACCAAGAUUAUCUCUGUCCAUCAAGAAAGUUAAUCUUGAAGGUUGUGGUGAAACCCCUUUGGUUGGCGAAACUCUGCGUAACAUUCCAAUCUGGCCUGAGAACAUGGAGCAUCUAGCUUCGCUUGAGAGUUUGGUUAUUGGGAACUGCAAAAAUAUCCACCCACUACCAAAUUUGCCCAGAUCUCUCAAGAGAUUUGACCUUGACGGAAAAAAUCUUAUGCGGGAUAAUGCAGCCCUACUCCAGAUGGCCGACGCGCGUACAAGCUCAUGAGGAUCCAACAGCACAUGGCUUUAAUCUAAAAAACAGCACAUGACUGCGCUCGUGGCCAGCAGUCAGCAGAUGGGGCCGCUCGCUCGGCUUGGCUCCAGGCAUCGGCGGGACAAGCAAGGCGGACGCCCGAGGCUCAUAUCACCGCCGCGGCGCCGCGGCCUCCGAUCUGCCCUCCUUCUGCCGCGGCCGGUGUCGGCCUCGGGAUAUGGCUUCGACUGCGCCACCGACACCCUCGCUCCACUGUUUGAUAAGACUAGGCGUCCUGGUCAUAGUCGAGUCUGUUAGCUUCUUGUUUUUCUCAUCCUGUCGAGUCUGCACAUGGACAGAGAGUCUGUUUUACUCGUUCCUGUGCUGUUGUUGUUGCUCGACGCGCGCUCUGUUGGCGCGGGAGCGAGUUCGUCUUGCGCGGCGUGAUCCGGACUUGUGGGAUGGCACAAGGUGCAGUGGCCUCGAGGCCACGUUCUGUAACGCACUGUUAUUAUAUUCAGAAUACAGAGUCAGAAAACGCAGCGCUU